CCUAUUUGAUGGGGAAUUGGGAAAGCAACCUUUUGGGUUCUUAUCGAGUUGUGUUGUAAAUUCACUAAAUUGUAAUGAAGUGAGUUAAGUCCAAAAUGUUCCAAAUUCGCGCGAUAAGUCCCUCCACCUCCGCGCUCGCUACUCUUAUUAGCAGAACACAGUUGCUCAACACUUACCGAAGAAGAAGAACAACAACAACUAUGUCCAAAACACCAACAGCUUCAGACCCCGCCGUUUCGAAGCCGGAGCUUCGUGUUUUUGCCAAGAGAAAGAGACUGAAGACGACGGAGCAACAGCUACACACAGUAGACAAAAUUGAAGUCCUGCCUGACAUUGAAGAAUUUGCCUACAGAAGUGAGAGUUCAUCUACUUAUUCAAUUAACAUAGGUAAGCCACCUGCGCACUGGGAGAUAGUCCUUGAAGGGAUUCGCAAAAUGAGGUCUUCUGAAGAUGCACCUGUUGACAGUAUGGGUUGUGAGAAAGCCGGAAGUGCUCUCCCUCCAAAGGAGAGAAGAUUUGCUGUCUUGGUAUCCUCCCUACUGUCAAGCCAAACGAAGGACCAAGUUACUCAUGGAGCCAUUCAGCGUCUCCUUCAAAAUGGCUUGCUCUCUGCCGAUGCCAUUGACAAAGGUGAUGAAGCAACCAUUAAAAGCUUGAUUUACCCGGUUGGCUUUUAUACGAGAAAGGCUAGUAACUUGAAGAAAAUUGCAAACAUCUGUCUUGUCAAGUACGAUGGAGAUAUACCUAGUUCAUUGGAGGAACUACUCUCACUUCCAGGAAUAGGUCCUAAGAUGGCUCAUUUGGUUAUGAAUGUCGCUUGGGACAAUGUUCAAGGGAUAUGUGUAGAUACCCACGUGCACCGAAUUUGCAACCGCCUUGGCUGGGUGUCAAGAGCAGGUAGAAAACAGAAAACAUCAAACCCUGAGGAAACGAGAGAAGCAUUGCAAUUGUGGCUUCCAAAGGAAGAAUGGGUUCCCAUAAACCCUCUUUUGGUGGGAUUCGGACAGACAGUUUGCACUCCGCUCAGACCUCGCUGUGGAGUCUGCAGUGUAAGUGAAUUCUGCCCAUCUGCAUUCAAAGAGGCCUCAAGUCCAUUGUCCAAGACAAAGAAAUCUGGUUUGAGCAAGAAACUUUGACAAGUUGAUCCUCGGAGUGGGCAGAAGCAGUUUAUGUUUUGCUGCAGCCUGCCUUUUGUGCAUAUCCCGAUAGGAUACUUUUUGUGCAUAUUCCGUAGGAGAAAGGACAUGGACAUUAGGAAAGGGGAUAGACUGAUCUUUUUUGUGAAUAAAUUAAAAUCAACAUUUGUUAUACAUUCAGAAGGCUGAAAUCUAGAUUGCUUCUUUUUUGUGUCGAAUUUGAAGAUCAGAAUUUAUUACUGAUUAUUUCUUGAGCGGAUGCUGAAAUAUUGCAGCAAAAGGUUAA
This is a messenger RNA of Argentina anserina (silverweed cinquefoil), 1422 nucleotides long. Its product is annotated as endonuclease III homolog 1, chloroplastic. The coding region runs from base 96 to 1136 and encodes 346 amino acids. The transcript is spliced from 10 exons. Gene Ontology annotation, molecular function: 4 iron, 4 sulfur cluster binding; DNA-(apurinic or apyrimidinic site) endonuclease activity; oxidized pyrimidine nucleobase lesion DNA N-glycosylase activity. The record is from RefSeq and is a predicted model, not a curated record. NCBI's taxonomy places the organism in Eukaryota, Viridiplantae, Streptophyta, Magnoliopsida, Rosales, Rosaceae. Gene Ontology annotation, biological process: base-excision repair, AP site formation; nucleotide-excision repair; base-excision repair. Gene Ontology annotation, cellular component: chloroplast nucleoid; nucleus.